Messenger RNA from Onychomys torridus (southern grasshopper mouse), 1263 nucleotides. Its product is annotated as solute carrier family 7 member 13-like. Lineage: Eukaryota; Metazoa; Chordata; Mammalia; Rodentia; Cricetidae. The record is from RefSeq and is a predicted model, not a curated record. Gene Ontology annotation, biological process: amino acid transmembrane transport. Gene Ontology annotation, cellular component: membrane. The transcript has 4 exons. Gene Ontology annotation, molecular function: L-amino acid transmembrane transporter activity.
AUGCAACUCUUGAGGGCAACGGGAUUCUUCCACGGAAACAUGUUUCUAUUUAGUGCUGUCAUAGGGGCAGGGAUUUUUGUGUCUCCUAAAGGGACAUUGGAAUACUCUUCACUGAACAUCCCUGUUUCUCUGAGUAUUUGGGUAGUUUGUGCUGUGCUGAGCAUGAUGCAUGCUCUCUGUCUUGCAGAACUGGGUACAACCUUCCCUGUGAGUGCAGCACCUUAUUACUUCCUGAAAAGAUCUCUUGGAUCUUCUGUUGCAUUCUUUAGUCUUUGGAUUAAACUUUUUGCUUAUUCCCUAGGCCUGGGUGCUCAAAACUUACUAAUAGCAGGUUAUCUAAUCCAGCCUUUCUAUGUUGAGUGCCCAGCCCCAGAGCUACCAAAGAAAUGUCUGGCCUUGGCUAUUUUGUGGUCACUUGGAAUUCUUAAUGCUCGAGGGGUGACUACAGUGUUUUGGUUUAAUACUAUCAGCAGUUUGAUGAAGAUGGGUGCUCUUUGUCUCAUUAUUCUAGCUGGGGUUGUGCUGUUAGUGAUUGGGAAAAGGAAAAAUGUGUCCAGGUUUGAGAAUGCUUAGGAUGCUGACCUUCCUGAUGCCUUGCAGACUGUAGAAGCCAUUCUUCAAGUAUUUUAUGCAUACAUGGGGUCAUCACUUCUGGUCAACAUAGCAGGAGAAGUAAAAAAUCCCUCUGAGACGAUUCCUAAGUCUUUGAUUUCUAGUCUGCCUGUCAUAACUGUGCUUUAUGUACUGACUAACGUGUCCUACCUCACAGUUUUGACACCCCAGGAAAUCAUUGCUUCAGAAUCUGUUGCAGUCACAUGGAUGAAUGGAGUAUUCCCUUCCAUGCAAUGGAUCAUUUCUCUGGGGAUCUCAAUUUCAAUACUGAACACCACUGUCUGUGGAAUACUUACAGCAUCAGGGAAUUUCUAUUCUGUGAGCCAAGAAGGACAGCUGCCUUUCAUUUAUCCUAUGCUUAAUGACCACCACUGCCCAGUUGUAGCUGUCACUCAAAUUACCAUCUUAUCAUCUCUGGCAAUACUAUUUUUGAAUGUAACCUAUACAAUAAAAUAUAUGGGACAAGUAUACAUUUUCAUGAAUGCACUAAAUAUGAUGGCGUUACUUAAACUGAGGUACAAGGAGCCAGAUCUACCUAGGCCUUAUAAGUUGUGCUUGCUUCUAUCACAAGGUUCUAGAUCAUCAAGUCUGUGGUUCCUGGUGCUCCUGGCAAUGUUAGGCAUGGGCUUACUCUCCUGGCAUGGAUUUUAG